This is a messenger RNA of Cucurbita pepo subsp. pepo (vegetable marrow), 1432 nucleotides long. RefSeq names its product peroxidase 3. The record is from RefSeq and is a predicted model, not a curated record. Gene Ontology annotation, molecular function: peroxidase activity; heme binding. Gene Ontology annotation, biological process: hydrogen peroxide catabolic process; response to oxidative stress. Lineage: Eukaryota; Viridiplantae; Streptophyta; Magnoliopsida; Cucurbitales; Cucurbitaceae.
ACUAAACAAUGCCAUUGCGUUAAGAAAAAGAGAAGGAAUUUUGAUUCUUUGCUGUGAGCACAUUCUACCAUUGAACAGUGGCAUAAUAAAAGGAGCCUGUUCCUGUUGUCCUACAAGGAAUGUGCCUAACUAAUCAGAGUAUAUAAGCCUCUUCCCUCUGUUAUGGAAUGCCAAGUAAACAGGUUGAAGACAUACUAACAGAAGUAAAUUCUGAGAAUGAAAAUGGGGCAGCUUACCUCUUUGGUGUUGGCCACUAUAGUUUGUCUGAUAGGCCUCAUAGGCUCCACUCAAGCUCAAUUGCAGCUUGGUUUCUAUGCCAAUAGCUGCCCAAACGCUGAGAAGAUUGUGCUGGACUUUGUUCAUCAGCAUAUCCAUAAUGCUCCUUCACUGGCGGCAACUUUCAUUAGAAUGCACUUCCAUGAUUGCUUCGUCAGGGGUUGUGAUGCAUCGGUUCUUAUUAACACCACCUCAAAUAACCAAGCUGAGAAGGAUGCUCCUCCAAAUCGAACACUCAGAGGCUUUGACUUCAUUGAUAGAGUUAAAAGCUUACUUGAAGCUGAAUGCCCUGGAGUUGUGUCUUGUGCUGAUGUUCUUUCCUUGGUUACUAGAGAUACCAUUGUAGCCACGGGAGGUCCUUACUGGGAAGUUCCAACAGGGCGAAGGGAUGGAGUGAUCUCAAGGUCAUCAGAAGCCACAGCCAACAUUCCUCCACCAUCUUCAAACUUCUCAAGACUCCAAACCCUUUUCGGAAACCAAGGCCUUGAUGUUAAGGACUUAGUAUUACUAUCUGGCGCACACACAAUCGGCAUAGCCCAUUGCUCAUCAUUCCGCAACCGACUCUACAACUUCACCGGCGUCGGUGACCAAGACCCCUCUCUGGACCCAAGAUACGCCGCUAAUCUCAAGGCCAACAAAUGCAAAACUCCCACCGACAACAGCAAAGUGGAAAUGGACCCAGGGAGUCGUAAAACAUUUGACCUUAGCUACUACUCUCUUCUUCUCAAACGAAGGGGCCUUUUCCAAUCCGAUUCUGCUCUCACUAAAGACGCAACUUCAUUGGGUCUAGUUCAGAAACUAGUCGAAGGACCCAUUGAAGAGUUCUUCGCUGAAUUUGCUGCAGCCAUGGAGAAAAUGGGUCGGAUUAACGUGAAGACUGGUACUGAAGGCGAAAUCAGAAAGCGAUGCGGCGUGGUGAAUAGUUAAUCGGUUCAUGGGUUGAUGAUCGUCUCUAAAUCAUAGUUCCUCUGAUUUCUUGGCAUAAGUUCGUGUGUGAUGUGACCUUUGAAUGAUUUUGAUUUAGAACUUUUAAGAGCUUUGGGAGAUUUAUGAAUUGAAUAAUGGGAAUUCCGCUGUAAUGUUCCUUAUUUUUCUUGUGGUGUUCAUAAGAUUCUGAUUUGAAUAAAUUAUCUGUGCAUGAAAACAAACUUCAUUA